Misgurnus anguillicaudatus (oriental weatherfish) is the source of this 2569-nucleotide messenger RNA. RefSeq names its product BTB/POZ domain-containing protein 17. The record is from RefSeq and is a predicted model, not a curated record. NCBI's taxonomy places the organism in Eukaryota, Metazoa, Chordata, Actinopteri, Cypriniformes, Cobitidae. Gene Ontology annotation, molecular function: protein binding.
UUAGAACAACAUGAGGAUGAGUAAAUGAUGACAGAAUUUUCAUUUUAAAGUGAACUAUCCCUUUAAGGUGUAUAAACCGUAACUUAGUUUUGCACGAAGGAAGAUAUUUGUAAUCGAGCAGUAAACAGGAGAACUUCAAUAGUAGGAAAGAAAAAUAUUGGUUACAAACAUUGCUAUAUUCCUUUGUGUUCAGCAAAACAAAGAAAUUUAUACAGGUUGAAACUAAAUGAAACUAUCUUUUUAAGUUUAAAUAUAUUUUUCUGAAUGCCUUUGUGUGAAUUUAUUAAAUUAUGAGCUUCAGACUCCUUUCGAUCUCGCAUAUUUGAGCGAGCCAGCAUAUUGCAACGACAUGCAAUGAUGUUCAUAAAAAUACAGUCAGAAAAGAGGCGAUGUGUAGGCAGCAUCCCACUUCGCUCCAAACCCAAAUCAAUAUCAUGUAACAUUGAAAGAGAAGAAACUCACCAUCAAAGUGGUCGUCAUAGCAACGGCCCAGCCGGAUUCCACCAAUCAAUGAGGCAGAGAGAUGCUCGGCGUCCUACAUAAAGAGUGUGGGACAGGGAAACUGGGCAUCACUGUGCAGAUUGACUAGAAAAAGACGUCGAUACAGGACGAAACAUGGUGAACUUCUUUGGAAAGAGCAUCAUCUAUCUGGCGAACCUUUGUGUUGCGGUGCAUUUUCUCAAUGGGUCAGUGGAUGGAGCUGCAUUAAAACAUGAGGCCACUUUGGAGAUCAGUGCUGCAACCAUCAACCAUUCAAUGGCGCUGGUGCAGCGCAUGGAGGCCCUGCUGAACCACGGGAAUGGCAGCGACGUGACCUUGCAUGUUCAAACGGUGAACACGGAUGAAGUUAAAGUCAUCCAGGUCCACACGCUGGUGUUGAGUCUCCAGAGCGAUGUGUUCGAUGAGCUGCUUCAGACUCGUAACUCAAGCGUACUGGUGCUCAGAGAGACAGCAGAGUGUGCAGCUGUAUUUGAUAAGUUCAUAAGGUAUUUAUACUGUGGGGACAUCACUGUGCGUCUGAACCAGGCCAUCGCUUUACACAAGCUUGCCAGCAAGUAUCACGUAUGGGACCUGCAACAAGGCCUCACCCAAUACAUGACCCACCAUCUGUCAAGUGAUUCCCCAACAGGUCACGUGGUUGGUUGGUAUCAAUAUGCAAUGCAGAUCGGAGAUGUUGCUCUGCAAAACAGCUGUCUGCAAUAUCUGUCCUGGAAUCUUUCAUCGGUUCUUCACAGCGCCGAGUGGAGUUCUGUCGGUGAGGAACUGUUGCUCAAUUUGCUGCAGCGUUCGGACCUGGUUCUGCAGAGCGAACUGGAGCUGUACGAAGCUCUGGAAACCUGGAUCAACCAGAACCAGCCUUCAACCACAACAGCUGAAAAUGCACUGAAGGCAAUACGCUAUGCCAUGAUCUCACCCCAACAUUUGUUCCACCUGCAGAAGAAGUCAUCGCUGAUGGGGAAAUAUUACGAAUCUGUACGGGAUCUGCUCUUCCUCGCCUUCCAGUUCCACGCAUCCUCACCCGUGCAACUGGCAAAGUACUUCGACGUCAACUGCAGCCUCUUCACGCCACGCAACUACCUGUCACCCGCCUGGGGAUCACCGUGGGUGAUCAACAACCCUACAAGAGACGACCGUAGUUUUAGUUUUCCGACUCAGCUUGGACCUAGCGGCCACGACGCCAACAAGCGUGUGACGUGGAACGCCCUGUUCUCCCCCCGAUGGCUUCCACUUAGCGUGAGAUCCUCGUACCCUGAGCACGGCUCCAUGCAGCCCACUCGUACAGAUGGUGGGCGUCCGCGCAUCAUCAUCACACCUGCCACCUCGAGUCCGGACUUUGCCGGUGUUACCUUUCAAAAAACCGUUAUCGUAUCCACCCGGAAGCAGGGGAAGGUUGUGGUACGUCACGUCUACAACUUUCACCAGAGCACAGAGGAGGUGGGCGACUUUUUGUUAGAUGCUGACCUGCAGCGCAGAACAUCCGAGUACCUCAUAGACAGCUCGCUUUACUUGCAUAUUAUCGUCAAACCCCUCUACCACAGCCUCAUAGUAGCAAAGAAAUAAGUAUACUUUCAGUACUUACAAAUGAAGGUGCCAUAAUUUUAAGAAUGCAAAUUGAAAUUGGACCCAGCAUCAGGUUUAAUUGUUAAUUUUUUUCUUCAGUUCUUUAAUGUCCUUAAAUUUGGGUGAAUCUUAAAUGUUGCAUGAUCAAAUUAAACGAAUUCACUAUCGUUGAAUUUUAUAUUGCUCUUACACACAGUGAGAUUACUUUCAGCUGUCCUAUAAAAUUGAUGCAUUUACACACAUUAUCUUUGUUUUCAAUGUAUUGGUUUAUUUAUAUGCUGUAUUGCAAUAAUUGUAACAUUUAAAUAAAAUCCCUACUUCAAAGAUUACUGAGUGUAUUUAUAAUAAAUAUAUAUUUAUUAUAAUAUAUAUUGGUCAAAAUGGUCAAAAAAUUGUCCCUAUCUGUCCCCUCUGGGGUGAUACCCUUUCAAAAAGUAGACAUUUGCACCUCAACAUUUCAAAUGACCUCACAGGUGUAUAUUGGUAACAAAAGUGCAAAUUAGUACAU